Messenger RNA from Cordyceps militaris CM01, 264 nucleotides. RefSeq lists its product as uncharacterized. The transcript has 2 exons. NCBI's taxonomy places the organism in Eukaryota, Fungi, Ascomycota, Sordariomycetes, Hypocreales, Cordycipitaceae. The record is from RefSeq and is a predicted model, not a curated record. The coding region runs from base 1 to 264 and encodes 87 amino acids.
AUGAAGUUCGUCAUCGUCGUCUCUGCCGCUCUGGCAUCCGUCGCGGCAGCGUCAAAAGAGAUGUUGGAACGGGCCAAGUGCGGACCCCUUGAAUUUCGAUGCGAGUCUAGUACGCGUCAUUGGUACAUGUGCAGUGAAUACAAUGAAUGGCUGAUUGCUGGCCGCUGCCCGCUCGGCACUAGCUGCAGGAUCGACAAGCAGAGCGGGUUUCCGUACUGCCGGCCCAUGCACAAGGCGGUUGAGGACGGUCAGGACGAGAUAUAG